AUGCGUAUCACCGUCAGUGUUAUCCGCCCCGAGCAGGAGGACUCCGACAUCAUCAACCUAGAAGUGGGCGGUGAUAUGUCAAUCGAGCUUCUAAAGGCCAUUGUCGAAAGCGAAACAGCUAUUCCACCGGAAGCCCAGCAGCUUGUAUACAAUAACCACCUCCUUCAGAUCCCCUCCCAAACCCUAGACCAAGUCGGCAUCACCGAAGGCGACAUGCUCGGCGUGCACGUCACCCUGCGCGCCCCUCAACCUCAAGCUACCCGCCCCGCGGCGUCCAGCCCCCUCGCCCCCAGACAAAAUACUCAACCCCGCCCCGGCAUGCCGGACCCCGAAACUAUCCGUCUACACAUUCUGGGCGAUCCCCGCGUGCGUGAGGCCGUCCGCAGACAGAAUCCGGAGUUGUCUGAAGCUGCGGACGAUGCUCAGCGCUUCCGUGAGGUCCUGGUUAGACAGCAGCAGCGUGAGGCGCAGCAGGAGGCACAGAAGGAAGCUCGUAUUGCAAUGCUCAAUGCCGACCCUUUUAACCCCGAUAACCAGAAGGAAAUUGAAGAGAUCAUUCGCCAGAAUGCUGUUACGGAGAAUCUACACAAUGCCAUGGAGCACCACCCGGAGUCUUUCGGCCGCGUCACAAUGCUCUACAUCCCCGUCGAAGUAAACGGCCACCGUCUAAACGCCUUUGUCGAUUCCGGUGCCCAGGUGACCAUCAUGUCCCCCGAGUGUGCAACAUCGUGUAACAUAAUGCGUCUGGUUGACCGUCGCUACGGCGGUAUCGCGAAGGGUGUAGGCACCGCUCCGAUCUUGGGCCGCGUUCACUCCGCCCAGAUCAAGAUCGGGGAGAUGUUCCUGCCCUGUUCCUUCACCGUCAUGGAAGGCAAGCAGAUCGACCUGCUCCUCGGUCUGGACAUGCUCCGUCGUCACCAGGCCUGUAUCGACCUCCGGCGUGGUGCCCUUGUCAUUCAGGAUCAGGCGGUUCCUUUCCUCGGCGAGGGCGAUAUCCCCAAGCACUUGACUGAAGAGUUCGAGGCUGAGCCUACGGUGAAAGGCGCCGAUGGCGCCGAGAUAGGGGCCCGCACUGGCGCAGUUACGCAUAAAGCGGAGAAUAACGCCGCUGCUAAUGCCACUGCUCCUCCAACGAAUGCCUCUGGCUCCGUUGCAUCAGGGUCACAACCGAGACAGGAUACUCAGCCUGCGCCGGGGUCACGGUGGCCGCAGGAUUCUAUUGCCAAGAUAACUGAGCUGGGAUUCUCGCGCGAGGAAGCUAUCCGGGCUUUAGAUAUGGCGCAUGGAGACUUGGAGCAUGCGAUCGGGUUCCUGAUUUGA
Penicillium bovifimosum is the source of this 1320-nucleotide messenger RNA. It is a transcript of the gene ddiA, whose product is annotated as putative DNA damage-inducible v-SNARE binding protein Ddi1. The record is from RefSeq and is a predicted model, not a curated record. NCBI's taxonomy places the organism in Eukaryota, Fungi, Ascomycota, Eurotiomycetes, Eurotiales, Aspergillaceae. Gene Ontology annotation, molecular function: protein binding; aspartic-type endopeptidase activity. The coding region runs from base 1 to 1320 and encodes 439 amino acids. Gene Ontology annotation, biological process: proteolysis. The transcript has 2 exons.